AUGAGCGAAGAGCCACAUCCAAAGCAAAUCUUUUUUGUCAGCUGGAAACAACACAAGUUAGAGUUAGCCAAAGAACGCAUUCAUGAAAUUGCAGGAAGUUUUAUUGACGAAAUUAUCUUCAAUACAAUUAUUGACUACUGCAGAGUAGAGCACGGUUUUCCAGGUGCCUUGAAAUUGAGCGAUAUGAUAGUAAAUAAUCCUGUUCUCCCAACAACAACUGCAAACUUCGAUCAAAUUACGUUUGAUAAUAACGACAACCAAAGAAGAUCAGCUAAAUGCCCUGUUUGCAACGACACAGUUGAUGCAAGACUUUUUACAUCUCAUCUUGAGACAUGCAUCAGAAAAUGCAAUCCGUUAGAAGUUGCAAUCAAAAUUGCAAAGAAAGAAGAUUGA
This is a messenger RNA of Trichomonas vaginalis G3, 393 nucleotides long. Its product is annotated as classic zinc finger domain-containing protein. The transcript has a single exon. The record is from RefSeq and is a predicted model, not a curated record. Lineage: Eukaryota; Parabasalia; Trichomonadida; Trichomonadidae. Bases 1 to 393 code for a protein of 130 amino acids.